AUAAAAUCACAUUGGGAAAAUUUUAUAACUAAGAAAUAUACAAAAUUUCUGAUGUAAAAGUUUUUAACAUUUUCUUAUUGAACAAUUUAAACUUUUAUAUAGAUUAUGUGAUCUGUUUGUAUAGUAUUUUAAGUGAGUGACUGGAGUUUUUGGAAGUAAAGGAAGAGUAUGCCAUCUGAAACCUUUGUGUUAAGAGCAGUUUAAAAAUGCCUCAAAAGAAAGAAAAAAGGAGGGGAAAGAGAAAAGAUAGUGAUGACUGGGAAGAUGAGGUUGCAAAUGAGAUUGAGCAGAUGAAGUUAGGCAGUGCUGAAGAUGAUACUGGUACCAAGAGUGAAGUUGGUAAUGACAAUGAAAAUGCCAAGAAAAAAAAGAAACACAAAAAAGGGAAAGGGGCAGUUUCAUCAGAUGAAGAUGAAACAACAAACAAUGUUGGUCCACAAUCAAGUUUUGGAUUGCUUGAUGUGGAGGAUAUUGAUGACAUGGGUGAUGAAAUUGAACCAAAUGAAAGAGUAAAAAAAGAUAAAAAAACAAAAAAAGGAAAAGUAGAAAAUAAAACAAGUGAGGAAGACCAAGAUUUGGAAAGUAAAUCAAGCAAUGAUAAUGUUUUUACUAAAGAAAGCACUGUGGGCAAUGAUGAGAGUAUAAAGGAAGUAAACUCUGAUGAGGAUGAACAUAAUUUUAAGAAAGAGAAAAGGAAAGCAAAGAAAAAUAAAACAAAAAAUGAAGAGGAUGAGCAUGAAAAAGCUGAUGAGGAAGAAGAAACAACUGUCAAAACAGCAGCACAAAAGAGAGCUGAGAAAAAAGAACGAGACAAGAAAAAGAAGGAUGCUCAGAAAAAAAAAACAAAGGAAACAAAAACUGAAAAAACUGAAAAAGUUGACGAUCCUGAAAAUUUAGAAGAAUCACAUUUAGGGGAGGGUAAUAAAACAGCAGAUAUUGAGGAUCAUGAAAAAUCUGUAAAAGUUGAAAAGACAGAACAUGAAGAAGGUGCAGAGGAGGGAACGUCUGGAGUGAAGGAGCAAGAUGAAGUGGAAGAUGGGGAAGAUAAAAAGAAGAAGAAAAAAAAGAAAAAGAAAGUAAAGGAAGAGGAAGCGCCUAAAGUUAAGAAACCUGCGAGGGGGAUGAUCAAGCAAAUGCAAGAGGCUCUUGAGAAAGCAAAACUCGAACAGGAAAGAUUAAGGCAAGAAGAAGAAGCUAAAGUAAAGGCACUGGAGGAAGCUGAAAAUCGACGACUGGAAAAGAUUCGACUUGAAAAAGAACGUAAAGAGAGACAAAAACAAAAAGAAAAGGAGCGAAAAAUGAGGUUGAAACAGGAAGGAAAAUUCUUGACUCCAGCUCAGAAACGAAAAGCUCAAGUUGAAGCACAGUUGGAGGCUAUGCGAGCACAAGGAAUUGCAAUUCCAAAUCGUAGCGGUUCAGACCCGGGUGACGGAAAGAAACCUGUUCGAUAUGGUUAUAAAAAGAAGCAAAAGCAAUUCCAAGAUAAGCCCGAAGAUACAACAGCAGACGGUGAACUAGAAAACGCAGAAGACAAUCCAACAGAGACAGUAAAAGAAACUAAAGAAAACAUUGAAGAUAAGUCUGAGAUUCAGGAAGAUGAUGUAAAAGAGACCUGGGAUGAUCAAGAUGAGGAAAGCGAUAAAGAUACUGCCACUACUGAAACACAACAGAAAGCCUCGGGUGAAAUUAAUGAGGAUGAAGGUGGGGAGGAUGAAGACGAAGAGACAAGUGAAGAUGAGAGUGAAGACGAAAAUGGACAAGAAGAAGAAAGUGAAUCUGGUGAAGAUACGGAAAGUGAAUCUGAAGACGAAUAUGAAGAAGAUGAAUCGCUAUCUAAAGAAGAAAGAGAAUUUUUCAGAGCUGAAGCCAGAAUAAAGAAACGAAGGGAGAAGGCAGAAGCAGCCCGAUCGAAGGAGAAAUUACGGUCACCUGUGAUUUGUGUGAUGGGUCAUGUGGACACAGGAAAAACCAAAAUACUAGAUAAGAUCCGUCAUUCUCAUGUGCAAGAUGGUGAAGCAGGAGGAAUUACUCAACAGAUUGGAGCAACUAACGUCCCAAGUGAUGCGAUAAAACAACAGACGAAAAUGAUUAAAGACUUUACAGAGUUUGACAUGAAAAUACCUGCUUUGCUGAUCAUAGACACACCUGGCCAUGAAUCUUUCAGUAACUUGCGAUCACGAGGUUCAACAUUAUGCGAUAUGGCAAUUCUUGUUGUUGAUAUUAUGCACGGUCUAGAACCGCAAACAAUUGAAUCUAUAAAUUUACUAAGAAAUAAGAAAACACCUUUUGUCGUUGCCUUAAAUAAGGUUGAUCGAUUGUACGAAUGGAAACGAGGUCCAAACUCGAGUAUUAUAGAUACUCUUAAGAAACAAGGAAGAGGUACAAAACAAGAGUUUGAAGAGCGAAUGAAUAAAAUUAUCGGGGAAUUUGCUGAAGAGGGAUUAAACGCUAUAUUAUUUAAUAAAAAUGUUGACGCCAAGACUUACAUAUCUCUGGUCCCUACAUCAGCUCACACUGGGGAUGGCAUGGGUGACCUGAUUUCAUUGAUUGUCAAACUAUGUCAGACUAAACUAGCUCAAAGAUUAUCCUACUCAGAGGAACUGCAGUGCACUGUGCUUGAGGUAAAGGCUAUAACUGGAUUAGGGACAACGAUUGAUGUAAUUUUGACGAAUGGUCGUUUAGCAGAAUCUCAAACAAUUGUAUUGGGGGGAAUACAAGGUCCUAUUGUAACCCAGAUACGAGCUUUACUCAUGCCCCAACCUUUGAAAGAACUCCGGGUAAAGAAUCAUUAUAAAGAAUUUAAAGAAAUUGAAGCAGCACAAGGGGUGAAAAUCACCGGAAAGGAACUUGAUAAGGCGCUUGCAGGAUCGCCUUUGUUUGUGGCUUAUGAAGAAGACGAGAUUGAAGUACUUAAGAGAGACGUAAACGAAAUUGUUCAACAGACACUGAAAUCGAUCAAAGUUGCUGACAAAGGAGUCUGUGUACAAGCCUCAACACUUGGUUCUCUGGAGGCUCUCUUAGAAUUCUUGAAAACUUCAAAAAUACCGUAUUGUAGUGUUAGUGUUGGUCCAGUUCAUAAGAAAGAUGUUAUGAAAGCCUCAGUGAUGUUGGAGCAUGAUAAUCAGUUUGCAGUCAUUCUCGCAUUUGAUGUAAAAGUCGAACGUGAUGCCCAGGAACUUGCAGAUAAUCUUGGUGUAAAAAUAUUUACAGCUGAUAUUAUUUAUCAUCUAUUUGAUAAGUUUAUGAGCUACAGGGAGGAAUUAAAACAAAAGAGACGAGAUGAAUUCAAGCACAUUGCGAUAUUUCCAUGUAAGUUACGGGUUCUCACUGAACACAUCUUCAAUACUCGAGAUCCCAUAGUGCUUGGCGUUGCUGUUGAUGCUGGUAUUGUCAAAGAAGGAACUCCGAUAUGUGUUCCUAGCAAAGAGUUUGUUGACAUUGGCAUUGUGACUGGAAUUGAGACGAACCAUAAACCUGUGGAGAAAGCGACUAAGGGAAUGGAAGUCUGUGUUAAAAUCGAACCAAUUCCUGGAGAAGCACCCAAGAUGUAUGGUCGUCAUUUUGAUUAUACAGAUCCACUUGUUAGUAAAAUAUCUCGGGAAUCAAUUGACGCUGUUAAAGAAUACUUCAGAGACGACCUUCAAAAAAGUGAUUGGCAGUUAAUGAUUGAAUUGAAAAAACUAUUUAAAAUCAUAUAAAUUGCCCAAUUUCAAUUCUAUUUACAGCUCGUAAAAGAUGUCUUAAUUUCUUUUAAAACGAAACUCAGGAGACGUUUCUCAUUCGAAUGCAAAUGAAAACAUAAAAUAUACUUGGUUCAGUCUUUUAGAUCUUUCUUUUGCAAUAGUUAGUUCUGCGGGCUAUUAAUACUUCGGGACCAUUAUUUGGUACAGUUUGCAAGUCGCCAUCUUGCAUAGUAUUUUUUCCGAUUCCGGCGCAGUAUGCAUCGGUUUAAUCCCAAAAUAGAGAAAGUAUAACGGAAUUCGUUCAUCUUAUUUUAUUUUCUGUACGAGAGAUUGACGACGAUUAUAAGAAACAUUGAAUUAGGAAUCAGUUCAUGGUUAUAGGUUACAUUGGAGGGUGUAAUAGUUAAAAUUAUAUAGAUUUUAUUAGUCGUAUUU
Dendronephthya gigantea is the source of this 4118-nucleotide messenger RNA. Its product is annotated as eukaryotic translation initiation factor 5B-like. The record is from RefSeq and is a predicted model, not a curated record. Gene Ontology annotation, molecular function: translation initiation factor activity; GTP binding; GTPase activity. Lineage: Eukaryota; Metazoa; Cnidaria; Anthozoa; Malacalcyonacea; Nephtheidae.